UGGAGGAGUUAUAGUAUUCGAUAAGUCUGUGACUGAUACAUUGUACAAGAUAAAAAUUUCUUCACGAAUUACAUUUGUAAUUUUGUUAAUUUUGUUUGCAAAAUAUGAUGAUUUUGCCGAAUAUUCCAUGUUGAAUAAUUAG
This is a messenger RNA of Racocetra persica, 142 nucleotides long. Lineage: Eukaryota; Fungi; Glomeromycota; Glomeromycetes; Diversisporales; Gigasporaceae. The record is from the annotation of a GenBank genome assembly.